Molecule: messenger RNA, 2273 nt
Organism: Tribolium madens (black flour beetle)
Lineage: Eukaryota; Metazoa; Arthropoda; Insecta; Coleoptera; Tenebrionidae
Gene: Scm
Product: polycomb protein Scm
Exons: 5
Coding region: 191-2005 (604 amino acids)
Biological process (GO): regulation of DNA-templated transcription
Cellular component (GO): nucleus
Molecular function (GO): zinc ion binding; protein binding
Source: RefSeq, a predicted model, not a curated record
UGACGUCGUUGACAUUGUGAUGUAUUUUUCCGUUUAGUCCCCGGUUUUGCGUCAUUACAUCACUGAAGACUCCUCCGAGUGGUAUUUUCAAUGUAAUCCGUGAUGAGAAAAGUGCCCCCUUGCCACUUCUAGCCAUGUCCCCUAAACCCGUUUGAUUUUGGAGGUAAACUGAUGGUUUUCAAAUCGAGCGAUGUCGAGUAACCCCAACCCGACGCCGGGCAAAGUGCGGGGCCCCGGCCGGCCCCCCAAGAAAAUCAUCUCAUGUACGUGGUGCAACGAGAGCAAACUACCCCUCAAAUACGUCCUCCCGACCACCAACGGCAAGAAGGAGUUCUGUUCGGAGACAUGUCUCGCCGAGUUCCGCAAGGCCUACAUAAAGGGGGCGUGUCUGCAGUGCGACAAUGUGAUACGGGGCGCCAACAGCCCCUCGAAGGACUUCUGCUCGACGUACUGCAUGAACAAGUUCCAGAAAAGAGCCGAAUUGCAGAAUCGGGUGGCGGCAGUGGCCCCCACCACGCCGCUGGAGGCCUCACCGGGGCCCUUCCAGUACGAGACAUAUCAGCCCUUCGACUGGGACGAGUAUCUCAAAGACACGAACUCGGUGGCGGCCCCUGCGAGCUGCUUCAAGCAGGCGGUGACGCCGCCCCAUAACGAAUUUAAAGUCGCAAUGAAAUUGGAGGCGUUGGAUCCGAGGAAUGUCACAUCGACGUGCAUUGCGACGGUGAUUACGGUUUUAGGAUCGAGGCUCAGGUUGAGGCUCGAUGGGAGUGAUAAUAAGAAUGAUUUUUGGAGGCUGGUGGACUCGAAGGAGAUUAAUCCUGUGGGGCACUGUGAGAAGUCAGGGGGAAUGCUGCAGCCCCCAUUAGGUUUUCGUAUGAAUGCGAGUUCGUGGCCAAUGUUCCUUACGAAAACCCUAAACGGCGCCCUAAUGGCCCCCGCCAACAUCUUCCAGAAGGAGCCCCCAAGUCCCAAAUGCAAUCUAUUUCAAGUUGGUCAAAAACUCGAAGCUGUCGAUAAGAAAAACCCCCAAUUGAUAUGUUGUGCUACUGUUGGUGCUGUCAAAAAUGAACAAAUUCAUGUCACAUUUGACGGUUGGAGAGGGGCUUUCGACUACUGGUGCCGAUAUGACAGCAGAGACAUUUUCCCAGUUGGAUGGUGCGCCAAAUCGGGUCAUCCGAUGCAGCCCCCCGGUCAAAAAAAUAGCACCGGACAUGGCAGAUAUAAAUUCAAGCCGGCUUUGACCGCCCCCAUACCGCCCAUUACGUCCACGGUGGCGGAAUCACCCGAAGCUGAUACUUCGGCGCCCCCACCGCCUCCGAUAACGAUUCAGAUGCGAAAAAGCUGCAUAGGGGGCCCCCUGAUCGACGCUUCCCAACUCCCGCCAACAAUCGAAGAAACGACACCAAAAGCCCUAGCUAAGAGUCUAAUAGGCAAAAUUCUCUCCGUUUCGCAUAAAUCUGAGACGAUUUUAGCCCGACUGGGGGCUCUACGAGGCGAAGAAAUGGUUAUCACCCAUCAAAGCACCACUUACACGAUCAAAUUACCCCAAUUAUCAAAAGCUACCGACUUGGAGAAUGUCUUCACUGCACUAGCGUCAGCAUUGGGGUGUUGCCAUAACCUCUUCUCAUUAGACGGUAUGAAGAAAGAAUGUUCCUCCUGUGAUGUGAAACCGUCGCCUCCGAAACGCAAACCGCCCCCCGAGCAAGAAGCAGCGACCUCUACAACCCCCGGUGACACCUCGGCCUCCGAGUCGCCCCUCACUAGUCUCAAUAAAAUCCCCACGCAGGAAUGGGGCAUUGAAGAAGUGAUACAGUUUAUAGAGUCUGCAGAUUCGUGUCUAGGAGUCCACGCCGACUUGUUUCGCAAACAUGAAAUUGACGGGAAGGCGUUGUUACUCCUCAAUUCGGACAUGAUGAUGAAAUAUAUGGGUCUGAAGUUGGGACCGGCACUGAAAAUAUGUAAUUUGGUCUCGAGGCUUAAGGGGAGAAGGUACAAUUCGCUUUAAGGAAGAUAAGAAAGUCUAUUUUUCCGUACUGGGAUGCAAAUAUUGUAUCAUUGUUAUGUACCUCCCUUAAUAGUUAUAUUUUUCAUCAGAAAACAUUUUUUUUCCUAAUGUUUGUGAUACGUUCAAGUCUCGUUUUAUCAGCAAUACAAUUGUAUCGUAAAUUGUAGGUCUAGUGACUCGAUUGUUUUUUUGAUUAUUCCAAAUUCCGCAUUUUCCAGUAUUUCGUUAGGAGCUUUUUUGUAGAAGUAAAUAAAAGUAUUUAAUUUUC